Syngnathoides biaculeatus (alligator pipefish) is the source of this 1772-nucleotide messenger RNA. RefSeq names its product nodal homolog 2-A-like. Gene Ontology annotation, cellular component: extracellular region. Gene Ontology annotation, biological process: SMAD protein signal transduction; BMP signaling pathway. The record is from RefSeq and is a predicted model, not a curated record. The transcript is spliced from 3 exons. Gene Ontology annotation, molecular function: growth factor activity; type I activin receptor binding; cytokine activity. The coding region runs from base 340 to 1467 and encodes 375 amino acids. NCBI's taxonomy places the organism in Eukaryota, Metazoa, Chordata, Actinopteri, Syngnathiformes, Syngnathidae.
CUAAUCUCCUUAACUCAAAUUACUGUGCGAACUUCUUAUCAAAGCAUCCCUAAUAUCCAAAACAAUCAUGCUGCCUUCUCUUCUUUUUCGCACCUCGGUCACUUCAAAGAAAUCAAGUGGUUUCGAUGCAACAUGCCGCAUAAAAAAAAGAAGUCUUAUUAUCUGAAUGUACAGAAUAUUCGAGUGCUGUCGUGGAUCAAACGCUCGGAUUGUGUGUCAAAUCAGCUUCAAAGGACAUCACCCAUCAGGCGUGGAUUUAUAUAACCCGGGGGGAAGCAUCGCGGAUGCAUCAUUUGGAAGACCCCGCGGAAUCAGUGACACCACAUUGCCGGUGGAAUUAUGACCAGACCGGUCCUCUUUGUCUUCCUGGUGGACUUUUGCCUCGGGCCGAUGUACCCGCACGCGAUGCCGCCCAGCUUGACUCGCAGCUCCGGACUCACCGUGCACGGGCGCAAGGCUGGAGGAUUGCCCCUCUUCAUGGUGCAUCUCUACAGGACCAUGCUGACCGAGAACGGGGCCGGAACCAAGAGCUGGAUGGAGGACAACCCCGGACUGCAGGACUCGGAUUAUGUGACCAGCCUCGUUGCUAAAAACUGUGAGCAGAGAGGUGAGAGGUGGUCCAUCACCUUCGACAUGUCCGCCAUGUCCCCCAGCGACCACAUCCAACAGGCCGAGCUUCGCAUCCGUCUCCCGGCCUUCAGCGGGUCCUCCAGAGCCUCAGUGGACGUAUACCACUCGUGCUCUGACGACAGCUGCUCCGGAGUCAAGGUUUUCCUGGGCAGCCUAAGGGGUCAUCACAGCGCCAUGAGAUCAUCCUCUUCCUCCUCCUGGAAGGUUUUCUCCAUGACCCGGAUCCUCCACCGCUGGCAGCAGCAGGAACCGCCCACGCAUCAGCCGGAGGACCGCGAGCGGGAUCCGGAGGGAAUCCACCACCUUACAGCGAACCGAGUCAUUAUGGUGGUCUUCGCCAGGCAAAACCUCGACAGCCAGCGAAUGCCCACUCUCAUCCACACGGCAGUGCACUCCAAAUACGUGAGCGUGGACAGAGAGGCUGGCUCCAAGACGAAGGGCCGCAGGUCCAAAAGGUUCUCCCGGAAGCACCAAAGCGAAACAAAGCCCUCGACAACGCCUGCAGCCAGCGAGAAAAAGGAGGGUCUUCUGUGCAGGAAGGUGGACAUGUGGGUGGACUUUGAGAAGCUGGGAUGGAGUCAGUGGAUGGUUUACCCAAAACGCUUUAACGCCUUCCGCUGCGACGGAGCCUGUCCCACGCCUGUUGAUGAGAGCUUCAAGCCUACCAACCACGCUUACAUGCAGAGCCUGCUCAAGCUUCACCAUCCGCACAAGGUGCCGUGUUUGUCUUGCACGCCCACCCGCCUGGCGCCACUCUCCAUGCUCUACUACGACAGCCACAAGAUGGUUUUGAGGCGCCACCAGGACAUGGUGGUGGAGGAGUGCGGGUGCCACUGAGCAAAGCCAAGAACGCGUCGGCGGCGUUUGUACAGAAUCGCAGACUCUUUAGAGGAUAUCGGUACUCUGUAUUAUAGAUUUAGGUGGCAUACACUGUGCCAGUGUCAAAUGACACGAAACAAAAUUGUGACAGAAUUGUCACAGACUGAAGCACUAGAGUUGUUUUAAAUUCAUGAAAUCUAUAUUUCUUCUGUUAAAUGCUACUGCAAUUAAUAUGUUAACGCAACCGCUUUAACUUUAUCAAAAUGUUUGGGUCACAUUGAGCCAUUUGUACGUUUACGCAGUCCCAUUAAAAUAAAUUAUUU